This is a messenger RNA of Aphelenchus avenae, 1110 nucleotides long. Lineage: Eukaryota; Metazoa; Nematoda; Chromadorea; Rhabditida; Aphelenchidae. The record is from the annotation of a GenBank genome assembly.
AUGGAGCGCCUUGUCCGACUUCGACUGCUUGACUUCCUCGACAUGCACAACAUUCUGCCGGAAUCGCAGUACGGAUUCCGGCCGAAACGGUCCGUCCGCGACGCGCUUGUCGGAUCCAUCGAAGCAUGGUCGAAAGCAGUCGAUUCGAACGUGCCUGUGGACAUCAUCUACUUUGACAUGACGGCCGCUUUCGACAAGGUUCAGCAUGUUCGACUACUGCAGAAGCUCUCAUCCUGCGGCAUCGACGGCUAUCUGCUCCAGUGGGUCAAGUAUUUCCUUACUGGCCGAGAGUCCAAAGUUAGGCUGGGCAAGACGUUCUCUAAUGCAUUCGAACCUACGUCGUCAGUACCGCAAGGCUCUGUUCUCGGGCCGCUUCUUUUCCUAGUGUACGUCGCAGACCUUGCCGACGUGCUAGUGUUGCCCUGCAUGCUGAGGUGCUACGCGGACGACGUCAACAUCUCUGCAGAAGUCCGAAGCGAUAGCGAUCGAGCGGCGCUCCAAGCGUCUGUUGAGAACCUCGUCGAAUGGUCUGUUCGAAAUGAUCUACCUCUCUCCAUCCCGAAGUGUAACGUACUGCACCUCGGCCUUAAAAACAUCAAGCACACUUACACCAUGGAAGGUAAGUCGAUCGCAGAAGAGGUAUAUGUUCGCCCCAUCGUCGAGACCUGCAGUUCGACGUUCGUCGUGACUACCAAGAAGGAAGUCGAGCAGCUCGAGUCAGUUCAGCGGAGGUUCACGAAGGCGGCAUUCACGCGGGCAUUUCCUGAAGAAGACCUUCCGAAUUACCGGGAACGGUGCCGCAGACUGGAGCUGGAGACGCUUGAAGAACGCCGCAUUCGCAGUGACCUGAUCUUGGCGAAGAAGAUCCUGCUCGGCAAAUGUGCGACAAAGAGCGCUUUUCGCUUAAAGCAGUCACGCACUCGCGGUGGAGCGACGAAGUUCGACAUUCCUUACAGCCGCACCAAAAUGCGGGAAUCGACUUUCUUCGUUCGCGUAGCUUCGACGCUCUCGAAACUUAACGCCGAUUUCGUGCUCAGUUCGUCUCUCGGUGUGUUCAAGAACUUCGUCAAAGACCUAGACCUCUCUGAAGUUUGUGAUCUCGUUUUCUAG